This is a messenger RNA of Chrysoperla carnea, 1371 nucleotides long. RefSeq names its product zinc finger MYND domain-containing protein 10 (gene Zmynd10). The transcript is spliced from 9 exons. Lineage: Eukaryota; Metazoa; Arthropoda; Insecta; Neuroptera; Chrysopidae. Gene Ontology annotation, cellular component: cytoplasm; centriolar satellite. The record is from RefSeq and is a predicted model, not a curated record. Gene Ontology annotation, biological process: outer dynein arm assembly; motile cilium assembly; inner dynein arm assembly. Bases 46 to 1371 code for a protein of 441 amino acids.
ACCGAGUGACAGAAAUAUUUUUGGUAAAAAAAUUUAAUUUACACGAUGACUGAAAACGUUUUACUCGCAAGCGAAGCCGAAUUUUACAUAAAUAAUAUCAGUAUUGGAACUAUAGAAGAUAUUGGAACUAAAAAAUGGAUCAAUUGGCACCAACGCUUACAAAAACUAAAUCAACAAGCUGUUUUAGAGGCUAGUGAAUUACGAGAAGAAGCAAUUAAGGAAUUUUUAGUUUCAUACAAUAAAUUGAGUAUUUUGGUACAUGAAGCUAUUUUAAUGAGCGUAUGGCGAACUAAAAUUUUACCACGACUCUUAAAACUUCAACCUGAACCAGAAAAUACAUUCUUUCUGUAUUCAGCUUUAUAUCAUGAAGCGACAGCUAUAUCUUUGCUGGAAAUUGUGCUCUAUCAUGCAGAUAGCUGUGAAGUUCUAAAUGAUGUGGUCUUGGAUCUAAUCGAUUAUGUUUAUGAUGCUAUUACAUGUGUAAUUGCAUUAAAAUCGAAAAUAAAAACGUCGGUAACUGAUGGUGAAAAUAUUACAGAUAUAGAACAAAUUGUCCGUGAAGAAUUCCCACGGCAAAGAGACAAUUUGGUGUUUGAUAUUGGAAUGCGUUGUAUUUCAAUAAUAUUUCAUAUAAUUGUAAAUGUAGAGAGAUUUCCGCUGUGUGCGACUAAUCGUAUGUUAACAACGUUAGAUGUUCCAUUACUAUUAGUCCAAUUAAUUGAAGAUAAACCAUGGAUUAAAGUGAAUUCUAAGAACGAAACUCUGCAUUAUAUCGAAGGAAAAUGGAAAGUUGUAACGGGUGAAGCUGAAAUGAAAUUAACUGGACAUGAAGCGCAUGUAUGGUUAGCUUUACGGCAAAUUUUGAUGAAUUCAAAUACUCCUAAUAUUUAUGAAUACAAUGAAUAUCGAAAAAAUCAACUAAUACGUUUACAGAAAUACUUAACAGAAGUAGUUUUAGAUCAAAUACCGCCUUUAAUUGAUCUAAAACAAUGGUUAUGCCAAUUAAGUGUAAGCGAUCCUCCAUCACAGAAAAAACCGAUUAUUAUUGAGUUGGUCCCCGAGAUAAAACAAAAAAUUUUAAGUUCUAUAUCAAAGAAGUUAAAAUCGAUGACGAUUACACAUGCUAAACGAUUUUUUACAACUAAUAAAGAUGAACUUUUGGAAAUUGCUAAUAGUUUAAAUGAUGCGUACAAUACUGAUUUUCUCGAAAAAAUGAUAGAAAAAUCGGAAAAUAAUCAAGGUCAAAUUUGUGCGGGUUGUGGUCGCAAUGGUUUAAAAAAAUGUUCCAAAUGUAAAAAUGAAUGGUACUGCGGUCGUGAAUGUCAAGUAAACCAUUGGCCACAGCAUAAAGAAAACUGUUUAGCAAAUUAA